GCGGCUUGCGGCGGGACAAGCACAGCACGCACGACGCACGAUUGCAAGGUGCCACACAGUGGACCAAGCCUGAGGAACGCUUUUGCCAUGUUCGGAACUGUGCGGGCAGGAGCGCGCUCAGCGGCAUGCUCAACUUCACGGGCGGGGCGACCCUCGCGCCCAGCGGCGUCAUCAUCAAUGUUCGCGGCGCCUCUGCGCCUCGGCCUGCUCCCUCCUCACCCCCGCUCCGUUAGGGGAGUUUGUCACCUGCCGAGGCGUUCAGCCACCGCCGCGUCGCAUCGGGUCGUCGCCCGGGGAACGCGGCCGUUUCACGGCGUCAGCGGUAGAGCACGGGGUGUAGAAGGAGGGGAAGGAUUAGACUGGGGGCAGGCGGCCGCGGCGGCGGGAAAUGAGGGGGAUUCCUCUUCUUCUUCCUCCUCCUCUGACAGCAGCGACGACGACAACGAAGGGCAGGACGAUGACGCUCCGGCCGGAGACGACACCAAAAGCGGUGGGGAGAAGCAGGCGAAGGAGGGGGGGAGAAGCAGUAGCAGCAGCAGGAGCCCGCGCCAAGCAACAACAGACCCGAGAGCGGCGCGACGGGGAGCAGCAGAACGGGUUGGCAGUAUCGCCGGCGGAGCGAGAGAGAGCAGAGACGCGGCCGCAGCGACCGCUACUGCUGCCGCUACCUCGUCCGCGAAAAGCCGUGAGACCGCUGCCUCGAACGGGGGAGCCGGUGGAGCCGCCAUCGAGGAGGAGGCGGAAGACGACGACGGCGAGUACGACUACCGCAGCAUCGGGAGCGAGGUCUACGAGGGCGGAGACUUGGAGGCCGGGGAGACGAUCCGAGGGAUGUACGACUUCGUCGACGACAUCGUGGAGACCCAGCACGUGCCGACCAUCCAGGACCCCUUCGACCACAGGGGCAGGUUCCACAGGUGCCCCGGCAAAAAGCAGGGUAAGGCCGCCCUGCCGUCCACGUGCCAGAUCUUCGACGUCAAGGAGCUGCACGUCAACCACACUCCCCUGCUCAAGAGGUUUGUGAACGAUGCCGGGAUGAUUCUAGGGCGCUACCGCACGGGCCUCUGCGCCAAGUGCCAGCGGAAGGUGGCCCACACGGUCAAGGCCGCGAGGCAGAUGGGGCUCGUGCCCACCGUGAGCGACUACGAGGUCAGGGACACAGGGCCGGGAGGGCUGUACGCGUGGGCAGGAAAAGACGGUGACCACGACGCGAUGGCCAAGGCAAAGGUGGCGGCAGAAAUGGCCCGCAAAAAGAGCGAAACCAAGAAACGGUUCGGUUCGCUGGCGUAGAUCUGCAUUCCCUAGGAGAAGAACCCAGUUUUCUGAUUGGUUGGUCAAACCUUGUUGUUUCAGAGAUGACCGAAGGCCCUUGAGGCGGUAGGAGUUGUCCACGGUCAAUCGGCCAGACAAAAUCUUGGGGAUGGAAGGUUUGCGGAAGAGUCGACCGCGGUCGUCACACGAGACGCGAAUCUUGAUGCGGGCAAACCUUGGGGGUAUUUGCAGGCAGACCACCUCUGACAUGUUUGGAUACGUGUGUCUUCGAGGCGUUUCCGAUUGGCGCCCUCACUAAAUGAAUGCGCGAAACUUGUCCCAUUGGGAGGGGUCAUUUACCCGGUAGCUCUUGCGUGCUCCCGUGUGUUGUGAAUCCCAGAAGGCAAAAUGUGUGUGUAUGGGCCGUCGUUCAUGCGUCCGUCCGCACCAGUGAUACGGACGGUGCGGGCUGUCGAUGUGAAUAAUGAUUGGUCACCGCCGUUUGUGUGUGUGUCAUGGAAAACGCCUGAUAGGGUUGCAUUGGCGUUGGGUUUCACGCCUGGGGAAAGGGUUCCUACAGGGCGGCUUUCAGUUGGGAUCCGGAUGAGCAGCGGGCGGGUGUUUUGUAGUCGGGUGAGCUUUUGCUGACACCUGUUCGGCGGUGAAAUCAAAUCUGGCGUCCUACGAUAUCAAG
Messenger RNA from Ectocarpus siliculosus, 1945 nucleotides. The record is from the annotation of a GenBank genome assembly. Lineage: Eukaryota; Phaeophyceae; Ectocarpales; Ectocarpaceae.